AUGAUGCGCUUUCUGCAGACAAACCUCAACCACUGCCGAGCAGCCCAAGACCUGCUGUGCCAGUCAAUGGUUGAGAAAAAAACCGACGUCGCCAUAAUCAGCGAGCCUUACGCGAGAUCGAUUCUUGGCAACACACGUUGGAGCCUGGACCGAUCAGGAAGAGCGGCCCUAGGGGUAAUAAACGACACCUUUACGGUUAGUGCAUUUGAACAAGAAGAUGUCUACAUAGCUGCGAAGGUGAACGGGGUAACAGUGUACAGCUGUUAUGCCUCCCCAAACUCGCCGAUUGCAAACUUUCGAGCACUGCUUGAUAAGCUGGAGCAGAGUGUGCGCCUGAAAGAUGGACACAUAAUAAUAGCGGGAGAUUUUAACGCAAGAUCAGCGGCAUGGAUGGACACAACAACAGACGCCAGGGGAGAGGAACUCUCUCACCUCGUCGACACACUUCGCCUGGACGUCGUCAACACAGGCAGCGACCCGACAUUCGUAGGAAGGGGCGCUGGAUCAGUAGUAGACGUCACGUUCGCCUCAGAAACGCUUGCGAGGAGAGUGACGGAGUGGAGGGUCCUCGAAGACGAGAACGCAAGUGACCACCGUUACAUUGAAUUCCAACUUGGGAGCAGCUUACAUCACCCCGAUCAUGGAGAAAGUAACGAUCAGGGCUGGAUUGUCAAAGACAUCGACCCGGACCUGCUAUCGACCGGACUAAUGUUAGCGGAGUGGACGGCGAUCGGCGACACCACAAACAUGGAACCAGAAGCAGCCGCUACGGAGCUCGAGAGAGGAAUCACGUUGGCCUGCGAGUUCGCAUUCAAGGCAAAGCCUCAAGCCCCGCAGAAGAGGAGACCAGUCCCGUGGUGGAAUGACGAGAUCGCGUCAGCCAGAAGCGAAUGCGUCCGUUGCAGAAGAGUGCUAACCCGAGCUCGUCGGCGGGUAAGAGGAGAGGCCGCGGAGGAACACGCGGAAUUUAAAGAGGUGCGGAAAAAGCUGAACAAUCUAAUAAGAAGGAGCAAGGAAAAAUGUUGGGCGGACCUAACUAAGUUGGUGGAGGACGAUCCUUGGGGAAAGCCGUAUAAAAUCGUAAUGAGGAAGCUGCAGGGGCCUCCAGCUCUGAACAGACUGGAACCGAAUACCCUUGCCGGAGUAAUUGACAGACUCUUCCCCCAGCACCUUCUUAUGACCAACGAGAGCCACGCGACAGAGGAAGUUCCUGUGCAGUGUAGUACACUCGGUGCUUCUGUACGGGGCACCAGUGUGGAGCAGGACACUGGAAUACGUUCCCGCGAAUGUACUGGAACUGCAGAGAGUACAGAGGAGAGCCGCGUUAAGAACCGUAUGUGGGUAUCGGACAAUAAGUCACGUGGCGUCCAAUGUACUGGCGAGCCUGCCACCCAUCCAAUAUCUUGCUAG
Messenger RNA from Rhopalosiphum padi (bird cherry-oat aphid), 1410 nucleotides. RefSeq lists its product as uncharacterized. Gene Ontology annotation, molecular function: catalytic activity. The coding region runs from base 1 to 1410 and encodes 469 amino acids. NCBI's taxonomy places the organism in Eukaryota, Metazoa, Arthropoda, Insecta, Hemiptera, Aphididae. The record is from RefSeq and is a predicted model, not a curated record. The transcript has a single exon.